Molecule: messenger RNA, 498 nt
Organism: Daldinia childiae
Lineage: Eukaryota; Fungi; Ascomycota; Sordariomycetes; Xylariales; Hypoxylaceae
Product: putative mitochondrial pyruvate carrier 2
Exons: 2
Coding region: 1-498 (165 amino acids)
Biological process (GO): pyruvate import into mitochondria
Cellular component (GO): mitochondrial inner membrane
Molecular function (GO): pyruvate transmembrane transporter activity
Source: RefSeq, a predicted model, not a curated record
AUGCCAGCCACCACCACUCUUUUCCGCGCCACCCGGCCCGUGUUCCAGCAGUCUGCGCUGCGCUCGGCCUUCCGCGGUAACUUUGCGCCCCAGACCAGCCGCCGCUUUGCCAGUACUGCGACUACCGGAGAGGCGGCUGCUGCACAGAGCUGGUUCCAGCGCAUGUGGAACAGCCCUAUUGGCUUGAAGACGGUGCAUUUCUGGGCGCCGGUGAUGAAGUGGGCGAUUGUCAUCGCAGGUGUCUCCGACUUCGCGCGACCCGCCGAGAAGCUGUCGUUAACACAGAACGGCGCCCUAACGGCUACCGGUCUCAUCUGGACGCGCUGGUGUUUCGUCAUCAAGCCCCGGAACGUCCUCCUCGCCACCGUCAACUUCUUCCUCGGCUGCGUCGGCAUCAUUCAGGUCGGCCGUAUCAUCAUGUACCGCAGCUCGCAAAAGAACCUACCCGCCGCCGCCGAAGACGGCGUCGCCCAAGCCAAGGAGGCUGUCAAGGCCUAA